CAACCAUUCAAGCAAUCUGAAGUCCGCUCAAACCACCUUCAACCAACCCCCCCCUCAAGCUAUCUAGGGCACCAAGCUACCCUUCUGACUCCCCCUCAGACCCAGAGUUCAACCUUUCUCGUCCGUGAACGUCCUUACAACAACCCAGGCGCUCAUCUCCCUAUCCAAACGAGUCCAACGCUCACGUCACCUCCUGUGGAUCACCUACUCCAUCCAAGUCAACUUUCGACAUCACAAUCAAUCACCAUGUCUGCUGUCGUGGAGAAAAUCACUGACGCUGCUGCCGCCGCCGUCAACGACGUUACCAACGCUCUGGCCAACACCUCUCUGACUGGCAACAAGUCCGCUGACGAGAAGCCCGCCGCCAACGAUGCUGUCCUUGCCAGCGCUGCCGAAGGUCGCCGCCUCUACAUCGGCAAUCUUGCCUAUGCGACAACGGAGGGGGAGUUGAAAGAAUUCUUCAAGGGCUACCUUGUUGAGUCUGUUUCCAUUCCCAAGAACCCUCGCACCGACCGCCCCGUCGGCUACGCCUUCGUCGACCUCUCUACCCCUAGCGAGGCUGAGCGUGCCAUCGCUGAGCUCUCCGGCAAGGAGAUCCUCGAGCGCAAGGUCUCCGUCCAGCUCGCUCGCAAGCCCGAGUCUAACGAGAAGGCCGAGGGUGCCAACGGUGAGGGCCAUGAAGGCACUCGCCGCCGCCAGUCCACUCGUGGCCGCGGCCGCGCCGGUCGUGGCCGUGGCGGACGCGCUCGUGGCGAUCGUGGCGAGAAGAAGGAGGAGGGUGCCGAGGGCUCCACUUCCCCUGCUACCGAGGCUCUGAAGGACAUCACCAACGAGACUCACAACAGCGACAACAAGGCCGGCAAGCCCCACAACCGCUCUCCCCGUGAGCGCCGCGAGCGCGGCCCCCCGGCUGACGGUAUUCCUUCCAAGACCAAGGUCAUGGUCGCCAACCUCCCCUACGACCUGACCGAGGAGAAGCUUAAGGAACUUUUCGCUGCCUACCAGCCUUCCUCCGCGAAGAUUGCUCUUCGCCCCAUCCCCCGCUUCAUGAUUAAGAAGCUUCAGGCCCGGGGUGAGCCCCGCAAGGGCCGUGGCUUCGGCUUCGUUACCCUUGCCUCGGAGGAGCUCCAGCAGAAGGCUGUUGCUGAGAUGAACGGCAAGGAGAUUGAGGGCCGCGAGAUCGCUGUCAAGGUCGCCAUCGAUAGCCCCGACAAGACCGACGAGGAUGCCAACGAACCCGAGGGCGAGGCCCAGACCCAGGCCCCCACCAACGGCACUACCGAGCAGGCUGGCGCUGCUGUCACUGCCUCUGCUUAAACACUCCAUUUGAUGACGAGAUGAGUGUGCGCACAAGUUAAUAAAGAUUUCGGUCACAGACACUACUUUAAUCUCGACCGACACAUGUCUUAUGUUUUACUGGGCGCAUGCAUUUUUACCCUCACGAUUUUGGCACGGAACGAAUGAUUUUCUUUUUAUGGCGGGAUCUGCAAGUGGGUAUGAAAGCGGGAAGAUUGGGCGGUGGGAUAAUGUGAUCAUGUCUGGCGUCACGGGUUAUGGGGGUUGCAAAGGCCUCAAAUCGCUGGUAGACUUCAGGCAUCGUUAUCCUGCGGCUCUUUGCAGGCAACAAAAAUCUAAUAUUUUUAUGACUUCUCUUCUUCAUUUGUGUGUUAUGGAUCAUCUUUUAUCUCAGGGUCGCUUACAUUUAUUUAGUGUUUUCAAACGCUCAUGUUUGCAGGAGAUGGUCAGUCAAAUCGGUCUAGGAAUAGGAAAAUCAGCAUGAUUGGGACAAGAAG
Neurospora tetrasperma FGSC 2508 is the source of this 1793-nucleotide messenger RNA. RefSeq lists its product as uncharacterized. Gene Ontology annotation, molecular function: RNA binding. The transcript has 4 exons. The coding region runs from base 247 to 1317 and encodes 356 amino acids. The record is from RefSeq and is a predicted model, not a curated record. NCBI's taxonomy places the organism in Eukaryota, Fungi, Ascomycota, Sordariomycetes, Sordariales, Sordariaceae.